Cladocopium goreaui is the source of this 3444-nucleotide messenger RNA. The record is from the annotation of a GenBank genome assembly. Lineage: Eukaryota; Dinophyceae; Suessiales; Symbiodiniaceae.
AUGGCUAAGGCCUGUGCGGUUGCCGGGAGGCCCGCCAUCCUCGAACGCAUCACCCAGUGGGAAAGUGUGGUCAACACCCUGAAGGGAGCCAUCGCGGUGGCGACCUGGGACGACCCACAGGUGCUCUUACGAGAGAUGGAAGGAUGCCGCCUACCCCUGGCGAAUAUCGUCGAGCCGAUGCUGGGUGGAGGCAAUGCUGAAGGGGCAUACGACACGCUCGCGGAGGUCUACAAGAACACGCCCGAUGGCUUUUUGGCAAUGUGCCCCUACCCGCCGGGAGGCGAGGUCGACCUGCUGAUCGUAUCAGACUCAUCACUUGCUCUGGUACCUGACCCCAACGCAGGGAAGGCCAUCGAUGACAUCGAGUCCACCAAUCGUGCACAUGGUCGCCCGGUUUUGCCGGUGUUGGUCAUCGCCGUCGCCGAUUGCCACCUUGCCUACCUCAAGCUCAUCAGCGUCGACGAUCACUUGAGAACGCUCCCAAGAAUCGAGGAUCUCCAGGAGCAGAAGAACUACCCGAACCUCACCAUCCUCAAGGCCGCGUACCAGCUUGAAAUCGAUUCGAAUGUAUCCUCACCACAAGAUCUUCCUCAACGACCCGAUCCUGAGAAGAUCAUGUUGGAUGCAGACAUCGAGAUUUUCAACUGGGUGCUUCAAGCUGAGGAGAACGCCACAGCCUCUGCCGACCGGGAGGUCGAGUCCUGGAUGCGAGACAUUCCUGAAGAGGACCAGGCAUUGGAACCCAUGCACCAUGACAACGCUGAUUCGGACGAUGAGGCUAUCAAGGUUCAGGCCCUCACAAUGGAUGAUCGAAUUUUGGCAAGGCGACAAGGCCUAUCCGAGGAGCACGACCAAGAAUGGCAAGAUGCCACCUAUGCGGCCGAGGAUGAAGAGGAGGAGUUCAAAGGCUGGGACCUCAUCGAGGAUGACAAACGCCCGCCGGGAGUCGUGGCCAGUGACCCAAUUCAUGAAGAGGAGAAGGAGCUGGACCUCGACGACCUGGAGACGGUGGCUUCGGUUGAGAUUGUCGAUGAAGAGGAGUUCCACGACGCCGAGGAGGGGCAGGCCGAGCAGAUCGAUGAUGAUGACGAUGAUGACAUGGCCGUGAUCGACAAGGUCUCUUCUAUGCAAGCCUCGAAGUCUGAUGCACGGGGGGACCCGGAGCCCAUGGAGGUUGAUGAUCAGGGCAACAAGAUGGUCCAGAGUACGGCAUCAGCAAAGACCUGGAAGACGGAGAUGGCCCAGAGCUCGUCAUCUGCAAAGACGUGGAAGACCGACAUGGGUCAGAGCACAUCAUCGGCGAAGACCUGGCGAACUGACACAACUGCAGCUGCGUCGGCGGGAGCCACGCCUCCUGACCCGACUGCCAAGCUCAAGCCCAAGAAGAAGGCCAUGCCCAAGAGGUUGAAGGUUGUCGAUGAGGGACAUGGCCCAAGUGCUGAGCAGUUUGACACGUCAAAGUUUGCCACGGCACAGGAUCUGGUUUGGAUUGAGCCGGACAACAUGGCAGGAGUCCCUGUGAGGAAGGUGGACUACGGAAGGCUUAGCUCCAUUUCACAUGCUAUGUCCGACUACCUCCGUGGCCAUCGACUUUUUCACAGGAGGCCUUCGCCAGAGAUUCGGAGGACUGACUUGUCCAUGGACUUCAAGGCGUUGGUGAGGCAUCUCCAAGGAGAUUUUGCGCACCUUCGAGAAGAAGAAGUCCUGAUGGUCGUGCGCAACUCACCGAUGCGCCGCUUCCGAGUCCAGGUGAAUGGAUUGUCGUCCGGAAAGCUCAGGUGGACCCCAGUGAGGAUCAGGGCCAUUCAGGGCCAUCGUGCCUUUCUCGUGGAGCAAGGGGGGAUGUCUUCCAUGAUCAAAACAAUGUUCACGUUUGAUGAGAACUUCGACGAGACCAAGGUUGACGACCCAACGGUUCACCCCUCCUUCUCCGCGAUGCCGGAAGACUGGAUCUCGAACCUCCCGAUGAUCAACGCCUACGAUAUGCGGUCGGGCGAAUUUUUCUAUAUCAACAGGGCUUAUGUGAACCAUCGGAAGACUUACCAGGAAGUCCUCAAGCAGGCCAAGGCCGAGUUUGAUCCGACGGACGUUCUCAUGAGCCGCAUGGAGAUGUUGAUGGAAAACGCCCAGUUGAACUUUGAAGGCAUCAAGGACCGCAUCGAGUUCGGCAAGCUCCUCCCCUUCUCCAGACGUGAGGACAUCGAGGUUGAGAAAAGUACUGCCACCCGGGAGGGUGAGCCGGCAUCAGGAUCUCAGCUGGUGCCCGGCUACACCAUUGCAAAGAUGGCCGCCAUGACGAGCACGGAUGCAUGUGGAUUUCAGCGUCGUGGACGGAAUGGACCCGGUGGCGGGAAUUGGAACAAAGGGCAAGGUCGAUUCGGAUUUGAGUUGCAGUUCAAGGACAUUUCCUACAACCAGAUCCAAGACUCACCUCAGGUUGCCCGCCGGGAGGCGAUGGCCCGUACCAGAGGAGUACCCUUUUCCAUGGACAAAGUGAUUUUCAAUCACCCCCGCAGAGGCAGAGUAGCCAGGCAGCCGGAGAAGGGAUCUUCGUCUUCUUCGACAGCCGUCCGGACCAGAAGCACCUAUGGCAACUUGAGAGAUAUGGCCCGCAACUACGUCAGAUCUUUCAAGAAAAGGGGCUUCAAAGACCUUGUUGACAGACUCGUCCGCGACCCGUUCUUUCAGUUCAAUGCGGCGAAUCAAAACUUGGUGCCGGAGGCCUUGCUCUUCAUUGAGCGUUUGGCUGGCUGCGUGAGCCCGACCAUUGAGCGCACCAAAGCUCAGGUUCUUGGUGAAAAGCUUGAGAUGGCCACCAAAUUGAUCUUUGUGCCAUCGUCGGAGCGGGAGCCCGACCAACCCUUGGAUCUUCACACCGAGGUGUUUGUGUCGCAUCGGGGCGUCUUUCUCGACAUCGGCCAGUUCGCGGUCUAUGUGGCGAAGUUCAUCAAGCCAAAGCAAAGACCCCUACCCAUUGUUUAUGGCUGGGGCAACCGUGACUUUGUGCCUGAUGCUUCGGAUGCCAAAGAGAUCGCAAAAGAAUUGGUGGAGUUCAGCAAGCUGCAAUGGUCGAACUUUGCCUCCCAACAGACGCACAAGGAGUCUGAAACCACCGGCGACGACCGGGAGGUCAGUCUUCCUCAUGCAAGUGGAUCCAUCAGCCGACCUGAGCAUGAACGACCCCAUCACGAGCAAUUCGAGCCAAAUCUUGGCAAGCCUGCUCGCGGCGGUCCUUACGGUCAAGGCUAUGGUGGAAAAGGUCAUCACAAAGGUGGAGGACAGACCAAAGGAAAGGGACAGCAGAAGGGAAAGGGCAAGCAAGGCAGAAGCCCACCGGGAGGUGUGGCCUACAGUGACUUUGAAGGAGAUUCCUACUGGGUUCAGGGCUACCGCUACACGUGGUACUGGAAUCAACAGCGAGGCUGGUACUGGCGCUGGACCUGA